CAUAUUUGACACGUAAUUUGACUCAGAUAGUAGUCAUAGCAAACAUGGAGCCAAUUGCACAUCUCGUCAAAGUAUCUAUUCCGAAUUAUUUGGCUGGAUUACCGAUUCCAGAUUCUAUAGGAGGAUGGUUUCGAUUAGGAGCACUGAGAAAUAACUGUUUAAACAUGUUACCAUAAAUCGGGACAUUUCUACUUUGCUUGGGAGAAUGGUACAAAUAAUGUAAAAUGACGAGGAUUCUGUAUGUCCAUUUAGUACGAGACUGGAUCUCCUUAAUUCCACCUUCUGCGAUGCUUGCGGGCAUCGGUUACAUGUCCUACAAAGCAUUUUGUCCGUUAGCAAAAGGUCCGCCUUGUGGCCGUGUUAAUCAUACUAUAAAGAAGGAUGUAAGUAAAGUAGUAGACUCUGUUGAUAUAGAAGAUAUAACUGAAAAAGCUGUUUUCUGUCGCUGUUGGAGGUCUAAAAAUUGGCCGUACUGUGAUGGUUCUCAUGGACCACAUAAUCAAGAACAGAAUGAUAAUGUAGGUCCCCUUGUCGUUACCAAAAAGAAUGCUUAAUUGGAACCAAU
This is a messenger RNA of Nomia melanderi (Alkali bee), 565 nucleotides long. It is a transcript of the gene Cisd2, whose product is annotated as CDGSH iron sulfur domain 2. Gene Ontology annotation, cellular component: mitochondrial outer membrane; intracellular membrane-bounded organelle. Gene Ontology annotation, biological process: regulation of autophagy. NCBI's taxonomy places the organism in Eukaryota, Metazoa, Arthropoda, Insecta, Hymenoptera, Halictidae. Gene Ontology annotation, molecular function: 2 iron, 2 sulfur cluster binding. The record is from RefSeq and is a predicted model, not a curated record.